Messenger RNA from Lotus japonicus, 915 nucleotides. RefSeq lists its product as uncharacterized. The transcript is spliced from 3 exons. The record is from RefSeq and is a predicted model, not a curated record. Lineage: Eukaryota; Viridiplantae; Streptophyta; Magnoliopsida; Fabales; Fabaceae. Gene Ontology annotation, cellular component: chloroplast. The coding region runs from base 60 to 584 and encodes 174 amino acids.
UUUUAUUUUGCAGCAUCAUUGAAGCUUUUCUUUCAGAUAAACAAAAAGAACUGCUUAAAAUGACGACAGUGUCACUGUUGGCGUCGCCAUUUCUUCUCCUCCAUCGACCUCGUACUCUAACAACUCAUCAAACCCAUUUCUCCAAUCCCACGUUGUUGUCUUCUUCUUCUUCUUCUUCUUCUUCCUUCAAUUCCUCCGUAAAACCCCACAACAAAACCAUAGUCUUUGGUUUCAACAACCCCACCGACUCAGAAGACCCUUUGUUCUUCGAAGAAAAAAAUGUGGUCGAAGAUAUGGAGGGUUACCUCAAUCAACUCUCCCUCGAGUAUGACUCUGUCUGGGACACUAAACCUUCUUGGUGUCAGCCAUGGACAAUUACACUGACAGGGGUAUUAAUUAUUGGCAUUAGCUGGUUAGUUUUGCAAUCAGUGAUUGUCACUUCAUUCAUAUCACUACUAAUAGGAGCAUGGUGGUACAUCUUCUUGUAUUCUUACCCUAAGGGAUACUCAGAGAUGAUUGCUGAGCGCAGAAAAAGAGUUACAAAUGGUUUUGAAGACACAUUUGGCCAAAGCAAGCAGCAGUGAUUCGAAUCAUUCCUACUCCUAUGUUCUGCUAGUCUUUUCACCUCCCUUGUUUUCUCUUCUCUGCUUCUGCAGUUCUGCUUGUAUUUUCAUAUUCAAUUGCAGAAUAGUAGCUGUUAAGGCCUUCUCUCACAUUACUGUAAAUUGGCUUGGAGAUCAGAGGUUAAAGUACAAGUCUUGACAAUUAACACCCUGGGAGUAUAAAUAUUUGACCUUGUCCUCACAUUCUUGGGCACACUUGUGCUAACCUAUGAUUUGGUUAGAUUAGUUUUUGAGAAUUGUUCAUAGAAUCUAUGAAAAUUAACAUUUCUCUGCAAGACCUAUGUUGCACUUA